Messenger RNA from Phyllostomus hastatus (greater spear-nosed bat), 2914 nucleotides. RefSeq names its product Kruppel like factor 4 (gene KLF4). The coding region runs from base 454 to 2016 and encodes 520 amino acids. The record is from RefSeq and is a predicted model, not a curated record. Gene Ontology annotation, biological process: regulation of transcription by RNA polymerase II. NCBI's taxonomy places the organism in Eukaryota, Metazoa, Chordata, Mammalia, Chiroptera, Phyllostomidae. The transcript is spliced from 4 exons. Gene Ontology annotation, molecular function: DNA-binding transcription factor activity, RNA polymerase II-specific; RNA polymerase II cis-regulatory region sequence-specific DNA binding.
CCACCCACCCACCCGCCUGCGGCCAGCGCCCAUGGACGCGCGCGCCUCGUUCAGCCCCCCGGACUCUGCGCCCUGUGCCGCCGCCCAGUCCUCAGAUCCGCGCCACCGCGGCCAGUCUCACCUGGCGGCGCCGCCCGCCCGCCACCCCGGCCACAGCCCCAGCUCUCACGGCGACAGCCGCGGCGACCGCGACAGCGGUGGGGGACGCUCCUGAAUCGAAGACAGCAGCCCGGCCACCGGACCUACUUACUCGCCUUGCUGAGUGUCUUAUUUUUAUAAGAAUUUACGACUUUUAUAAGAACUUUUGUAUACAAAGGAACUUUUUUUAAAAAAGACAUCUCCCAUUUAUAUUUAAUCCAAAGAAGAAGGAUCUCGGGCAAUUUGAGGUUUUGGUUUUGGCUUCAUCGUUUUUUUCCUCUUUGUUGACUUUGGGGUUCGGGUACCCCUACAUUAAUGAGGCAGCCACCUGGCGAGUCUGACAUGGCUGUCAGCGACGCGCUGCUCCCGUCCUUCUCCACGUUCGCGUCUGGCCCGGCGGGAAGGGAGAAGACACUGCGUCCAGCAGGUGCCCCGAAUAACCGCUGGCGGGAGGAGCUCUCCCACAUGAAGCGACUUCCUCCUCUGCUUCCCGGCCGCCCGUACGACCUGGCGGCUGCGACCGUUGCCACCGACCUGGAGAGUGGCGGGGUAGCUUGUGGCGGCAGCAAUCCGGCACUCCUACCCCGGAGAGAGACGGAGGAGUUCAACGAUCUCCUGGACCUGGACUUUAUCCUCUCCAACUCGUUGUCCCAUCAGGAGUCAGGGGGCGCCACCGUGUCCUCAUCGGCAUCAGCCUCAUCCUCGUCCUCCCCAUCGAGCAGCGGUCCUGUCAGUGCGCCCUCCACCUGCAGCUUCAGCUAUCCGAUCCGGGCCGAACCGGGUGUGGCACCCGGCAGCACGAGUGGCGGCCUCCUCUAUGGCAGGGAGUCUGCGCCCCCUCCCACAGCUCCUUUCAACCUGGCGGACAUCAACGACGUCAGCCCCUCGGGCGGCUUCGUGGCCGAACUCCUUCGGCCCGAAUUGGACCCAGUGUACAUUCCGCCGCAACAGCAGCAGCAGCAGCAGCCGCCGCCGCCGCCAGGUGGCGGGCUAAUGGGCAAGUUUGUGCUGAAGGCGUCGUUGAGUGCCCCUGGCAGUGAGUACGGCAGCCCGUCGGUCAUCAGUGUUAGCAAAGGCAGCCCGAACGGCAGCCACCCGGUGGUGGUGGCGCCCUACAGCGGCGGGCCCCCGCGCAUGUGCCCUAAAAUCAAGCAGGAGGCCGUCUCCUCGUGCACCGUCGGUCGGCCCCUGGAGGCCCACUUGAGCACCGGACCUCCUCUCAGCAAUGGCCACCGGCCGCCUGCGCAUGAUUUCCCUCUGGGGCGGCAGCUCCCCAACAGGACUACCCCGACCCUGGGUGCCGAGGAACUGCUGAGCAGCAGGGACUGUCAUCCUGCUCUGCCGCUUCCCCCAGGCUUCCAUCCUCACCCGGGGCCCAACUAUCCACCUUUCCUGCCCGACCAGAUGCAGCCGCAGGUCCCACCACUCCAUUACCAAGGUCAGUCCCGGGGAUUCAUAGUUCGGGCUGGGGAGCCCUCCGUGUGCCGGCCCUCUGGGGCCCACUGGAUGACGUUGACCCCACCUUCUUCACCCCUAGAGCUCAUGCCACCCGGCUCCUGCAUGCCUGAGGAGCCCAAACCUAAGAGGGGGAGAAGGUCGUGGCCCCGGAAAAGAACAGCCACUCACACUUGCGAUUAUGCGGGCUGCGGCAAAACCUACACGAAGAGUUCUCAUCUCAAGGCACACCUGCGAACUCACACAGGUGAGAAACCUUACCACUGUGACUGGGACGGCUGUGGGUGGAAGUUUGCCCGCUCAGACGAACUGACCAGGCACUACCGGAAACACACCGGGCACCGCCCCUUCCAGUGCCAGAAGUGCGACCGGGCAUUCUCCAGGUCGGACCACCUUGCCUUACACAUGAAGAGGCACUUUUAAAUCCCGAGACAGUGGAUGUGACCCACACUGCCAGAAGAGAAUUCAGUAUUUUUUUCCCAGUGAGGGAAGGAGCCCAGCUGGAAAGCACUACAAUCAUGGUCAAGUUCCCGGCAAGUCUUGUGGACGAAUAAUCAGGAGACAGGAGGAAACCCAAAGACAAAUCAAAGAACAGAGAGGGGGGGUCUGUGACUGGAUCUUCUAACAUUCCAAUUCUAAACCCAACUUGAAUAUUCCUGGACUUACAAAACGCCAAGGGGGUGACUGGAAGCUGUGGAUGUCAGGGUAUAAAUUAGAUCCGUGAGUUGGGGGCGGGGGGGUGGGGGGGAAGACCAGAAUUCCCUUGAAUUGUGUUUCCACGCAAUAUACCUAUAAAGAUCACUUUGUAUUAUUCUCUUUGCCUUCUAAAAGCCAUUAUUAUGAUAUUAGAAGAAGAAGUAAAAAUUCAGGUACAGAAAAUGUGUUUUAAAAGACUAAACUGGUGCUUGGUGAGUGGUGAGUCUUGGUUCUAAAGGUACCAAAUGAGGAAGCCAAAGUUCUCACACUGCUGCAUACUUUGACAAGGAAAUCGAUUUUUGUCUUCCGAUCUACAUGUAUGACCUAAGUCAGGUAAAUAGACCUGGUUUACUUUAACCUUUUUAUGCAGACAGUCUGUUAUGCACUGUGGUUUCAGAUGUGCAAUAAUUUGUACAAUGGUUUAUUCCCAAGUAUGCCUUAAGCAGAACAAAUAUUUUUUUCUAUAUAGUUCCUUGCCUUAAUAAAUAUGUAAUAUAAAUUUAAGCAAACUUCUAUUUUGUAUAUUUGUAAACUACAAAGUAAAAUGAACAUUUUGUGGAGUUUGUAUUUUGCAUACGCAAGGUGAGAAUUAAGUUUUAAAUAAACCUAUAAUAUUUUAUCUGAA